Molecule: messenger RNA, 5127 nt
Organism: Eruca vesicaria subsp. sativa (arugula)
Lineage: Eukaryota; Viridiplantae; Streptophyta; Magnoliopsida; Brassicales; Brassicaceae
Source: the annotation of a GenBank genome assembly
CGAAACCCUAGCUCCCACCAAAUUUGCCUUUUUUUUAUUCUCCGCGAAAUCGAACGAAAUUUUUUGGGAAAAAGGUAGAAUUGAUCGAUUAGGGAUCCGAUUCGCAGUCCGAUUUACCGAAACCCUAAUUUUGAUUUUGGGAUUGGGGCGAUUAUAGAGGUCUUUCGGAAUCCGUUGUCUCCAGAUGGAGUGGUGAAGAUCUGAAGAUGUGUGUAUGCGUAUGUGAUGGAAUUUGAGACUUGGUGGGUUUUUGUUCGAGGUGUCUUUGAUGGAAGAUAGAGUAGGUAGCUCUAAUGGAGUGGGAGUUUCUAAGAGAUCAAGGUCUUUAGAUACGUUGUAUAAGUCUAGCAUUCCUAAGGACUCUGUUGAUAAGAGUUUUAAGAGGAAACAUGGGCCUGGGAGUGAUGGUGAUCGGUUGAAGCAGGAUAAGAAGAGCAGGAAAGUUGGUAAUGAAAACGAGACAGUUCUUGAUAAGUCAUGCAAUGGCACUAAGAUAUUGGACAGUUUGGAGGAAUCUAAGGUGGGUUUGGAUGUGAGAAUGUGUGAUGGUAAUGGGCUCCAAGGGGUUUCAGAGGGGUUGGCUGGUAGUAUGAUUUAUGUUCCUAGACGCAGGAGGGAUUUUGUUGGGAGGAGUAGGUUUGAGAAUGGUCUAGUUCAGAAGUCUGCAGAUACAGGGGAAUCUGUUAGUCAGGAGAGGCUGGUUGAUAAUCUUCCUAAGGAAACUGGUGAAGAAUCUAGUGCUCAGGAUCAGCUCUCUAAAGCUGAGGAGAAGGAUUCUGACAAAGAACUCAAAGAAGCUAAUUCAACGGCUCAGCUGGAAAACGGGCAUUCGAAUCGGUCUCCUGUGAAAGAUGACCAGUUGGUUGUUAAACAAACUAACUCUAAUAGCAGAAAAAGGAAGUCCUCAGGAUCAAACAGACGUGUUGGAAAAGAGGCAAAGUCCUCAGGUGAUGCUUCAAGUAGAAUACCCAAGGUGUUACGAGAAGAUGAUGAGGAGAAUCUUGAAGCUAAUGCAGCAAUAAUGCUGUCUUCGCGGUUUGAUCCUAACUGCACCCAGUUUCCUUCAAAAGUUCCUGUUACUCCUGAAUCACCGUCUACCAGUAGAGUACACCCAUUAUCUUCUGGUAAGAAUUCAGUUACUCCUGGGUCUGAGUUGAUUAGUUCCAAAUGUGUCUCAGACGACAAUGAUGAUAGAUCUUUGCGACCAAGGAGAAAGCGUGAUUGGAAGGGUAAAGUUCGGAAAAGACGCCACUUUUAUGAAAUAUCAUUUUCAGAUGUGGAUUCGCACUGGUUGUUAAACAAGAAAAUAAAAGUUUUCUGGCCUUUGGAUGAGCGUUGGUAUGAUGGCUUUGUGGAUGGUUACGAUGGAGACAAGAACCUACAUCAUGUAAAAUAUGAUGAUCGUGAUGAAGAAUGGAUCAAUUUGCAGGGUGAAAGAUUCAAAAUUCUGUUGUUCGCUACUGAAGUUCCUGGAAAAAAUCUACGGAAAAGGAGCAAUUCAGGGUCCAAGUCUGCUACUACGAAAGUUAAGGGGAACGAUACAUCCAGCCAAGAAGAGAAGAAGCAGAAGGGAAAGCUUGAAGAUGAUAGUUGCAUGGACGACAUGGAAUCAGAACCAAUCAUCAAAUGGUUGGCUCGGUCUGUGCAUCGGGAUAAAUCUUCCACUCCUAAGGCUGUACAAAAACGAAGAAAGUCAGAAAUAAUGACGUCUAAUGAAACUGUGACAGUGAAUGGGGAUGUUGUUAGAGACACUGCAAGACAGUACACAGAUAGAUCUGCUAGUUCUACUCCAUCAUGUGGUUCACCUGGACCAAGUGGGAAUGAAUAUCCUCUUGUCUAUUAUAGGAGACGACUUCAUACAGCAAAAAAAGGAACCCACAAGGGGCCGGGUGGCAAUAAUGUUGAGCUGCUUCAUGUAUCAAAAAGUCCGGAUCCUGAUGUAGAUUUUUUGCCGUUUAAAGAUUCUGGGCCUCUGGAGAUUUAUUGUCCGUGGAAUGACACAGAACAAUUUGAGUUGUCCCUCAGUCUACAGGUUGUUUCUUUGAGGAACUACUUUCUUAUGGUGGAUGUUGACUGGCUUUCACGUGUUGUGUUUUUGCUUCAUCAUGGUACACUUGUGACUUUGUGGCCGCGGGUUUGUUUGGAAAUGAUUUUCCUGAAUAAACAAUAUGGGCUUAGGUAUCUAGUUUUUGAGGGCUGCUUAAUGGAAGCUGUUCAGUUAAUUUUCCGUAUCUUGAUGGUAGUAGCUCAUUCUAAUAAGCAAGGAGUUCAAGGAGUGGAUGCUGACUUGCAGUUGCCAGUUUUUUCAAUUGGUGUCCAAGUUACUUUCAUCCCAGGUUUCCAAAGGCAAUUUGCAUGUCAAUGUUACAGCUUCGAUAAAGUGAAACAUUCACAGUGGUCAUACUUGGAACAGAAUGUCAUGAGGCAUUGUUUGUUGGUUAAGCAAGUAUCAACGUCGGAGUGUACAUACGAUGACAUGGAGGCCCUUCAGAAGGUUAUGCAAAAGAGAUUUAGGCAUGGAAUCAGCUCAUGCUUUGUUUCAAGAAGAUCACCGUCCGUUAAAACCUGCCCCACAUCUGCUUGCUACAAGAAGCAAAGUACGUCCGCGUUUGCCCUUCCUCUUGCUGCAGGAACACCUGCAUUAUUACGUAAUUUACACCUGGAAAUGGUGAGAGAGCUGGGUCAUGUAGCAGCAGAAUACCUGGGGACUGAACGCUAUUUGGUAACAGACGGAGGUUGUGAUAUGGCAGAUUGCACAAAUGAUGAACCUUCUCUCAAGAGUAAGGGCCAAAAUAGUGGACCCACUAUCACUUCUUCCGGAGGGCAGGAAGCGCGAGAGUCUAAAGACCUUCACACAGAGUCUCAAAGGCAUCAGCUAGAGUCUAAUUCUGAAAAGUGGAUGUCAUGCAGUUCUUCUGUUCUCAGACAUAAGCACAAAACCAGGUCUAACGUUGCGGUGAAUAGCAUGAGUAUUCAAGUUCCAACAUCUGAUCAUCGUGAGGAUGGUGCCCUGCAAUCAAGUAAUCUGGCCUUGAAUAAUCAAGGUAGCACCUCAAGUCCUAAGGUCACCCCAAGAAGUGUGUGGCAACGAGGCAAAAGUUCUUUAAAUGGCCAUCUCUCACAUGGCUGGUCGGAUUCAAAGGGAAAUUUUCUGCACACUAAUUUAGGAAGUGGACCCAAGAAGCGACGUACCCAGGUGUCAUAUUCAUUACCUUCUGGGGGUUCUGAUUCUAGAAACAAAGGUUCCCUGCACAAGGGGCUUCCGAACAAAAGAAUUAGAAGGUCUGCUGCUGAUGUUUCUAAAAGUCUUGAGAAAGAUUUGGAGUCUAGUUUCUGUGAUGCCAACGUGUUAGUCACUUUUGGAGACAGAGGCUGGAGAGAAUAUGGAGCUCAGAUUGUCCUGGAACCCUUUGAUAAUAAUGAAUGGAAACUUGCAGUGAAAAUCUCAGGGACAACAAAAUACUCGCACAGGGUACAUCAGUUUCUGCAACCUGGCUCGACAAAUAAGUUUACACAUGCAAUGAUGUGGAAAGGAGGAAAAGAUUGGACCUUAGAAUUCCCUGAUAGGGGCCAGUGGUUUCUUUUCAAAGAGAUGCAUGAAGAGUGCUACAGUAGAAAUACGCGGGCUGCUUUAGUUAGAAAUAUUCCUAUUCCUGGUAUCCGCAUGAUAGAAAAAGACACGUUUGAUGGAACAGAAACUGAAUUUUUCUGCAGUGCUAAAUAUUUUCGGCAGACCGAAACUGAUGUUGAGAUGGCAUUGAAUCCUUCACGUGUUUUGUAUGACAUGGACAGCGAUGAUGAGCAGUACCUUAAAAGAAUUCGUGAAUGUUCGGAUGCUGAGAACAGUGGUUAUUGUGAGAUCACUGAGGACAUGUUUGAGAAGGCAAUGGAUACAUUUGAGAAGGCUUCUUAUGUAAAGCAGCGUGAUCACUUUACCUUGAUCGAGAUUCAAGAACUGAUGGCCGGAGUCGGAUCCUUGGAAGCAGUGAAAACAAUAUAUGAGUUUUGGAGAACAAAGCGUCAGAGAAAGGGAAUGCCACUAAUCAGGCAUCUUCAGCCACCUCUGUGGGAAAAAUAUCAACGAGAGCUCAAAAACUGGGAAUUGGUUAUCAGCAAAGCAAACACUCCCAACUCCUAUGGGCUACCGAAGAAAGAGUCACCUAUUGAGAAGCCAGCGAUGUUUGCUUUCUGUUUCAAGCCUCGAGGUCUAGAAGUCAAGCACAGGGGAACAAAGCACAGGACACAGAAGAAACUAUCGGUUUAUGCUCAACAUAGUACUACUGCUUUGGGAGAUUAUGAUGCCUAUAAUUCAUCUGCAGGAAGAAGAUCUGGUGGUUACGCUGGAGAUGAGAGGUUUUUAUAUUCAAAUCACAACUAUGAGCAGUUGAACGAAGUUCCUGCAACACAUUCCCCUCGUGACCUAGGCAUGGGAUACUUCUCGACGGGUGGAAAUGGAUAUCAUAGGAACCACCAGAACAAGUUUCAAAGAAUCAAUGGGAAGAGGAAUACGAGUACACGAUGGAAUGCAGGCUAUUCUGAAACCCCUUGUUACUCUAACGGAUCUCAGCGUCUUGAAUUGCAUAAUAAUAAUAGCACAGAUAUUGAUGAGCGCAAACUACGAGAUGCAGCUGGUGCUGCAAGGCGUGCAUGCGCUUUGGCCAAGGUCAAGCGUGAAAGAGCAGAGAGAUUGAGGUAUGUGGCAGAUCUAGCGAUCCAGAAAGCUGCAGCAGCUCUCCUUUGUGCUGAGGCAGUAAAAGGUUCCUCUCUGGACCAAAAUUGCAGUGGGUCAGACAGCUCAAGCGAAGAUGAGACGACAUAUACCACUUUUGUUAGUAGUAGUUAAGAAGAGAAAAAAGUAAAAAAAAAAAAAGAGAUGGUUAAAACAGAGAGGAGGUUGUAAGUAAUUUAGUUUAUUAGCUUAUUUUGGAAGAUUGAUUCAGUUUGAGCAAGAUUCUUGUGCAAGGUGCUCUUCACCGUUUCUUCACUAGCUUCUUUUGCUUUUCUUUUUUUAAUAUCAGUCAUAAAAAAUGUACGCAAACGAAGUCAAAUUGCAACAUUUUUCUUGAUAAUAGUUUCUAUUAGACAGAACGUAUAGAGAAUACUGUAUAUGUAGAAGGAAAAAAUUGA